Cajanus cajan (pigeon pea) is the source of this 1572-nucleotide messenger RNA. RefSeq names its product inositol oxygenase 1. Lineage: Eukaryota; Viridiplantae; Streptophyta; Magnoliopsida; Fabales; Fabaceae. Gene Ontology annotation, cellular component: cytoplasm. The record is from RefSeq and is a predicted model, not a curated record. Gene Ontology annotation, molecular function: iron ion binding; inositol oxygenase activity. Gene Ontology annotation, biological process: inositol catabolic process.
UGGAAAAUACUAGUUAUUUAGGUUAAAGUGAGGAUUAAAGGUGGAUAAACAUGUGUUGUCCUCAAGACUGAAAACAAGAAAAUGAAAUGAAAAGCAAGAUUUUCAGUGAAGGACUUGUGAACUCCCAAUUCUCAGGCAAGGACUCUCCGGCCAGCUAUAAAUAGCAACAUUUCCACAACCAUGCCACACCACCACCUCUUCCUUUUUUUCUUCAUCAAACUCUUUUCUUUCUUAUAUUCAUAUUUCCCUUUCACUUUCUCCAAAUUCUUCCACUCAACAUGACUAUCCUCAUUGAGCAACCUGAUCACCUUGGGGAUGAAGUAGAGGCAAAGACAGCACCAAUAGAUGAGAGGGAACUGGUGUUGGAUGGUGGAUUUGUGAUACCACAGACCAACUCAUUUGGGCACAUGUUUAGGGCUUAUGAUGCUGAAAGUGAAAGACAACAAGGAGUGGAGAACUUCUACAGAAAAAACCACACUUACCAAUCAGUUGAUUUUGUGAAGAAAAUGAGAGACGAGUAUGCAAAAUUGAACAGAGUAGAGAUGAGCAUAUGGGAAUGUUGUGAACUCCUUAAUGAAGUGGUGGAUGAAAGUGACCCUGACUUGGAAGAACCUCAAAUUGAGCACUUGCUCCAAACAGCUGAAGCUAUAAGGAGGGACUACCCUAACGAAGAUUGGUUGCACUUAACUGGCCUUAUUCAUGAUCUUGGCAAGGUGAUAAACUUACCUAGUUUUGGAGGACUUCCUCAAUGGGCUGUUGUAGGGGACACAUUCCCAGUUGGUUGUAGAUUUGAUGAAUCCAUUGUUCACCACAAGUAUUUUAAGGAAAAUCCAGACUACAACAAUCCAUCAUACAACACUAAAUAUGGGAUUUAUUCCGAGAAAUGUGGACUUGACAAUGUGAUGAUGUCAUGGGGACAUGAUGACUACAUGUAUCUAGUGGCAAAGAAGAAUAAUACUACACUGCCCUCUGCUGCUUUGUUCAUCAUAAGAUACCAUUCAUUCUAUGCAUUACACAGGGAAGGAGCCUAUAAGCACUUGAUGAAUGAUGAGGAUGUUGAGAAUCUGAAAUGGCUCCAUAUUUUCAACAAAUAUGACCUUUACAGCAAGAGCAACGUUCGAAUUGAUGCUGAAAGGGUCAAACCAUACUAUCUCUCCCUCAUUGAAAAGUACUUCCCUGCAAAGCUGAAGUGGUGAAAAGUUACUAGGAGCCAUAUGAAGUACAAAUAAUUUACCAUGAAAGCCAACUAGUUUGGAGUAGAGGGAAUAAUAAGCUAUGAAGAUGUGUUUCACAUUAAUUAAUUUAUGUGUUUAUUUUUCGCUUUAUAAAAUUUAGGGGUGGCAUGUGCUUCAGUUCAAAGCUAAGGGCAUUUUGGUCUCACAGAGAGCUUACAAAUGUACUAAUAUUUACAUCAAUCCAAAAAGAUGAGUGUGAGCUCCAACAUAGAUCUUGUCAUAUGCGAGAUUCUGUUUGAUUAUACCCGAUCAUUUCCUUGAGAUUAAUUAAUUUAUAUGCUUUUGUGGUACAAGAUUCUUCUAUUAAAUAAUAUUCAUAGAAUCAUAGUUAAACUCU